UUCAAAAUCGUUUACCAACUGACCAAAAUGCCGCUCCUGCCGACUGACCCUGCCGUCGGUGUACACUCGAUGGCCGGUAAAGCGUCGUGCUGCUAUGUGGACAGCAUGAACGUGGCGUUCGACAUGGGAGUCAACUUUCUCAAGUCCGCGGUGCAAGACCACGUGUUCAUCUCUCACGGCCACAUUGACCACAUCCAAGCUCUACCGGCGCAUGCGGCCGAACGCCAACUCAACGGCAUGAAACCUGCAACGUACUACAUGCCAUCACAUCUUGUGCAGCAUGUUGAGAGCAUCAUGGCGAGUUAUUCCAAAAUGCAAGAGACUGAAAUCCAAGCGGUUCUCGUCGGCGUAGAUGCAGGAGCCGUUGUGCAUGUUUCGUCAAGGGUUGCUGUCAAAGCGUUUGAAACGGUGCACCGAGUGGCGAGUCUCGGCUACGUCGCGUACGCCAUCUCCAAGCGGUUGAAGGCCGAGUUCGCUGGACUAUCCGGGCGUGAGAUCGCGGUGUUGCGAAAGCAAAACGUUGUACUUGAAGACAUCGUGUGGACGCCCACUGUCGCGUACACUGGCGAUACCUCCAUCGAGUUCUACGACGACCCUGGCUGUUGCUCCGAAUUUCUGCGCUCUCGUGUCCUCGUCACAGAGUGCACAUUUUUAGGCGACACCCCUGUCGAAGCAAAAGCCGACGAAACCGGCCACAUUCAUUUGAACCAACUCGCCCGCCGCCUUGCACUCUUCCAAAACAUAUCGUUGGUGUUGACGCAUUUUUCGAUGCGCUACAGCUUUCACGACAUCCGAAACACAUUAACGAGCCACCUCUUGCCCCGUGAACACACACUUGCGAGUCCAAGUACCCCCAAUCCUCCUUCGAUUGCCAUCUUCAUGGCACACGGAGACCGAUGGGCUUCUAUUUCGCAUUCCGACGUGGAAGACCCCGCGGCUCCUCCACCUUUAUCGACGUCUGACUCGCCACCAUCAAUACUAGAUCAUAGCUCAUCGACGAAGGGACUCUGACCUUCGAUACGUAACUUUACAAUCAGUGGCGUUCAUAUACGCGGA
Molecule: messenger RNA, 1056 nt
Organism: Aphanomyces invadans
Lineage: Eukaryota; Oomycota; Saprolegniomycetes; Saprolegniales; Verrucalvaceae
Exons: 3
Coding region: 28-1011 (327 amino acids)
Source: RefSeq, a predicted model, not a curated record